AUGCUGCUGCGCGUCGCGUUCCCUGUGUUCCUCGCGCUGCUCCUGCCGCCGCAGAAGACAUGCCACGGAAGAGAAUUGAGCGGCGUGCGCGAUCGUCGCGACGCCCAAGCGGAGGAUAACAACGCGUCGCAGACGCUGCUCUCCGUCACGUCGAUUCCAACGUCGAAGCUCGACGAGUCGAAGGUCGAUCUUCUGGUGGCCGCCUCGGGCCAUCAGGGUCAUCGUCACGAGUCCGGCGGAGGGCAGAGUCAUCACUCGGAUCAUCACGAGGAACACGGCGCGGAGGGCGAUAAGGGGUACAAGAGUCAUCAUCAUCACGACAAGAACGACAAGGGUGAGCACGAUAAGCAGCAUCAUUCUGGGCAUCACGAGGAGCACGGUGGGAAUAAGAAGGGACACCAUGACGAGCAGGAGAAGUAUGGAGAACAUCACGAGGGUGAGAAGGGGCACAAAGGUGGGAAGUUUGGGGAGAAGAAGGGUCACAAGAAAGGUCACAAGACUAAAGGAUAUCAUAACAAGUUCCAUAAAGACGAGUAUCACAAGGAGCAUAAGUUCUACGACGAUUACCACAAGGGCGGACAUCAUAAGAAGCACGGUGACUUCCAUGGACAUCAUGAGAAGAAAGAGGGACAGCAUAAGAAGGGAGAGCAUCAACAUUCUGGAUACCACGAGGAUCAUCAAGGGAAGAAAGGACACCACGACAAGGGCCAUCUUGACGAAGAGCACAAAGGUCAUCAUGGCAAACAUGGACACGACGAGCACUAUAGUCAUCACGAUGCUCAUGGGAAGAAGGGUGAUCAACAAUCUGGGAAAAAGUAUGGAUACAAUAAAGGACACAAGGGUUGA
Messenger RNA from Habropoda laboriosa, 846 nucleotides. RefSeq names its product histidine-rich glycoprotein-like. Bases 1 to 846 code for a protein of 281 amino acids. The record is from RefSeq and is a predicted model, not a curated record. Lineage: Eukaryota; Metazoa; Arthropoda; Insecta; Hymenoptera; Apidae. The transcript has a single exon.